Paramuricea clavata is the source of this 3905-nucleotide messenger RNA. NCBI's taxonomy places the organism in Eukaryota, Metazoa, Cnidaria, Anthozoa, Malacalcyonacea, Plexauridae. The record is from the annotation of a GenBank genome assembly.
CGAACACUGGUGAAAGCGGAUUAAGAAAGCAAGUGGAUCAGCCUAAGCACACAGAAGUUAUCAGCAGUGUUUCAUGAUCGAAAAAGUAAGCUACCUCGAAGGAGAAAUUCAACGGUAUAUUGUGCACAUAUUUCUUGUGAUUGUUCAUCGUACGUGUUGCACUUGAACGCAUCAGACAGUUAAUCCUGAAGGGCGGAGGUAAUUUGCGGUUAAAACAUUGAAGUUGGAAUACAACCUCAAUGAAAGUUUCUUCCUAAUCGACAAAGAAAGCUUCGUCGAAGAACGUUGUAUUUUGAGCAAGUUGGGAAAUAGUCAAUUGUGAACAGUCAACAAAUCGAAAGGAGGCAAACCUCUGACUUACAGUUGUAUACCAAGCUUGAAUCAACAAAGACGUAGUGUUUGUAGACCACAGUUGAUCUUGUAUUAGGAACAAGAUACAGUGCUACAAAACAAAAGUUACUUUUAAGAACUUUGGUUACGUGAACUGAACCAUCCAGAAGACUGUAAACUCUUGGGUGUCGGUAGCUAGGUGAGUAAGUUGACUUAGCAAUUUAUCGAGUGUGGUAUACCAGAAUACAAAAGAAAUUAUAGGCGUUAAUCUCAAACUAUUACGAUCGAGAAGUCAACACAGGAACCUGGCUUAAAGUGAACACGGGAAGAAUAAGAAGAAGCAGUAAGUAGAAUACAGAAAUUACAUCGUGGUUCUAGUUGUGGUUUUGCUUGACGUGUUGUGGAAGACGAAGACCAGAGCUGAAGUAGAAAUCCAGAAAACCCUCGUUUGAAAUUCUGCCCACCACACCCUAAAUAUGUCUUCACGUCAAAGCCAAGGUCAUAUCCGUCGACCGAUGAACAGCUUCAUGGUGUGGAGUCGUGAAAAACGUUGUGAGAUUCUGAAAACGAACCCAGGUAUGAGCAACGCUGUGAUCAGUAAGAAACUGGGGACGACUUGGAAAAGCCUAUCAGACGAAGAGAAGAGACCUUAUGUAGAAGAAGCAAAGCGACUGACCUGGCAACAUAAACAGGACUAUCCUGAUUAUAAAUAUAGACCACGAAGACAUGGCAAGGGCAAGAAUAAAACGGCAAAUAAUCCCAGGUAUAAUCCUACUUCUUUUUAUCAAGGCCUGCUAUAUAGAUUUACUGUUAGAUGUACCCAGCCCAUCUCUUAUAUUUCGGUAGCCUGCUCACAGCCCCCAACCGAAAAUUUGAAACGGAAAAUUAGGGUUUUCCUUUGAACGAAAUUUCAGGCUGCGGGCAGGCUUAAGUCGGUGCCUCUCUCCAGGCUUCUGUUGGCUAUGAUUAAUGCGAUUAGUAUUGAGAUACAUUUCACUACACUUGACAUGGCGGAUCUUGGAACACGAGUGGAGCCAAGUUUUGGUGUCCAAACAAAGUUUGGCAUCGCUUUAUAUUCGCUGCGUGACUUUGUUAGUCUGUUCAGAAUCAUAAGCCUUGGUAUUCAUUCAAAAAUAGUAUGUCUUCGCACUUGUUUUGCGCAUGCUCCAGGGCACCGCACUGUAGAGUACUAUGUCUCUGGUUAGAGAGGCGUGUUCCUCAUCCUCUUUGACCAAGGUAAAAUUUGUGAGAAGAGUUUCCCUGGGCACUAAAAACACUAAACCAUUAGGGGUUGCCCUUAAGGCCAUUUCCACUUAAGAAAAAUUUUUACGGACAGAAAAUUUUCCGAAUAUAUCAUUGUUAAAAGUUGAAAAUUUUCAACUUCAAAAUUUUUCCGACCGAAAAUUUGUGUCUGCCAAUCACAUUUUACAAAAUUUUCUUUCUGCGGAAAAUUUUACGGAGUGGACAUGGGCUUUUACUGGACCUUUAGGGAAACAAUUCACAUGAACUGAUAGAGCUAUCAAGUAUAAUCCUAACCCUGAAACUUGUGAAAGGUUCGUUUUUACGGUUUACUAACAUAUGUAUGUGACUCAACGUAGGUCAUCAUGUUCGCCUGGCAAACCUGAAGUGACAUUCACUUCUGACUGGAAUCUCUCGCAAACAAAAUCAGCAUUUACAUUGAAGCAACCAGGCAUGCUCCAAACAUCUGCAUUUCAACAUGAACAUCGCCCGAGUACUUUGUUCCUAUCGGAGAACGAUACCUCCCGGUACUACCUCUCGUACCCGGGGUAUACACCUUAUUCCCCACGUCUGUAUUCGUCCCCCACACAGUUGAGUCCGCAGAUGGUUUGUGUCAAUGAUGUAUUCAGUCCAUUUCGACAUGUUGCUGCUGUUACAGACCCCGGCAUCCCAUCUGCGUACAAGCCGGAGUUUCGUACCUCACCGGAAAGAUGGACCUAUGUUCCGACCGGAUAUACAAGCCCUGUUGAAGCAACGCGGUUUGUGUUUAAUGGCGGGCAGGUUCGUCAGAAUGACGUGAGGGUGUCAGGAUACUGCACUUAAUCAUUACAGUAAUGAAGACUGUGUAGUAUACUGUGAAUAAUGUACUAUCAAUGCACUAUGACUGCCCAGUAAUUAAGGAUUAACACUAUGUUGUGAACCUAUGACUACCUUAUUAUAUAAGGUUUCAGUAUACUCCCAAGGGGGUAAGCACAAAAAUAAUUGAAAGGAAAUCUUUUUAACAUAUCAGUGAACCCAUAGCGACGUCUUGCUUAAAAUCUAAGUGAAUGUUGUUGAGCAGAAAAUGUAUGUUAAAAUUGGUAAGCUCAUUUCAUUAGUCGUUGUAAAACUUCUUGAUUAGGCAGAUCUAGAUUGUCUUGACAGAUCCAUUGUAUAGCUUGCACAUAUACGUGUACUUUGAUCCGAGCUCCAAUAGGGUGCCACUCCCUACAGAGUAACUGUUUAGAAACACGUUGGGAUGUCGCGUGGGUCAUGUUGAAAAGAUUUCCUUCAAAUAUUAUAACUAUAAUUCUCACGGUGUUGACGUAACUCUGUGCCGUGUCACCACAUUUACGAUUUAUAAACUAGUAGUUUGAAUAUUUAGUGCCAUAACUUGGGUAUUUAUGUCAUCAACCACAUGACACACAUGCACUAUUUAACUGUUUAUGCACUUCAAUAAUAUAUAGGAAGGCUCGUUGCUAAAGGGUGUGAACGAGAGGGAGCUUUUCAAGAUGGUGGCUAUUUAACAAUCCUAAACCCUUACCCUAAACCUAACCCCAAUUCCAAUCCUAACCCAACUAAAAUAAAUUUUGAGUUGAAAUUUUGAACUACCUUGGAAACCGUUCUAAAUGGGAUGAACGCGAGCUUUUCAAGAUGGCGGCUAGUUUUCGAGAUCGUUAAAACUUGAAAAAUUAACAACAAGGCGUUUAUAACAACCCUAAACCUAACCCCAAUCCAGGCCUAACCAACCCCAAUCCUAACCCCAACUAAAGCAAAUUUUGAGUUGAAAUUUUGGACUGUCUUGAAAACCUCCCUCCUUGUUCAUCUUUUUUAGCAUUACCAUCUGGGAAGGUUUCACUAAGCACUAACCUAUACAGCAGACGGUAGCCAGCACACUAUUUCUAUAAUAAUCUUCUAUAUGAAUAUUUACAGUAUAUCGUAGUGGUAUAUAUAUGCCAUACUCCACAUAAUACACUCGCACUAUUUAGCUGCACUCUAAUUAUUUAGAUAUUUCCUUGCAUAGAAGGAUACUGGUAAAAUUUAGUUAGAAGAUUGUCCGCAUAAUGCGGCACAUUUGGUUCUUUCGUGAACUGUACAUUUUGAUGUCAAAAAGGAUAUAUGCCUAACCUUGUACGAAAACCUUGUCCGCUUGACGAUUUUAGCAUUACAAUGAGUAACAUUUGCUCAUGAUUUCUAGUCUUUAUGAAGACAGGUAGCAAUAUUAAGCAUAUAUAGUCGUAGUAUACCCAUUUCCGAGGUAGACGUCUGUAAAUAUACUUUAUAUUUAUAUAUUUAAACACAAAUAUUUUGUAAGUAUGUGAUCAAGUAUUGAAUUUACAAUAAAAAAUACAUGCACG